GGCCCUGCCUGCGUGCGGACACGCACAGUCCUUCCGGCCUCCCGGUCCGUCCGCGCUGUCUGUUGGUCUCGUCGCUUCCUCUUCCCCGGCGAAGUUAGCCCGGGGGCGCCGUCUGCCGGCGGCGGAGCGGAGGGGGCGGGGAGGCCGCUCGGUGGAGCUCGGGUGUCCGCGGUGCAUCCCCGGUGACCCCGCGGCCUCUCGCCGGAGCUGUGGACGCCUGCUCGGGGAGGCGGGCAGUACCGAAGCUGCUGAAAGAUGGCUGAAGAAGUGGUGGUGGUAGCCAAAUUUGAUUAUGUGGCACAGCAAGAACAAGAGCUGGAUAUCAAGAAGAAUGAAAGGUUAUGGCUUCUGGAUGAUUCCAAAUCCUGGUGGCGAGUUCGUAAUUCCAUGAAUAAAACGGGUUUUGUCCCUUCUAACUAUGUGGAAAGAAAAAAUAGUGCUCGGAAAGCAUCUAUUGUUAAAAACCUGAAGGAUACCUUAGGCAUUGGAAAAGUGAAAAGAAAACCUAGUGUUCCAGAUACCGCAUCUCCUGCUGAUGAUAGCUUUGUUGAUCCAGGGGAACGUCUCUAUGACCUCAACAUGCCUGCUUUUGUGAAAUUUAACUACAUGGCUGAGAGAGAAGAUGAACUGUCGUUGAUAAAAGGGACGAAGGUGAUCGUCAUGGAGAAGUGCAGUGAUGGGUGGUGGCGUGGCAGCUACAAUGGACAAAUUGGAUGGUUUCCUUCAAACUAUGUGACUGAAGAAGGUGACAGUCCUCUGGGUGACCAUGUAGGUUCUCUGUCAGAGAAAUUGGCAGCAGUUGUCAAUAACCUAAAUACAGGUCAAGUACUGCAUGUGGUACAGGCUCUUUACCCGUUCAGCUCAUCCAAUGAUGAAGAACUCAAUUUUGAGAAAGGUGAUGUAAUGGAUGUUAUUGAAAAGCCAGAAAAUGACCCAGAAUGGUGGAAAUGCAGGAAAAUCAAUGGCAUGGUUGGCCUGGUGCCAAAAAACUAUGUUACCAUCAUGCAGAAUAAUCCAUUAACCUCAGGUUUGGAACCAUCGCCUCCACAGUGUGAUUACAUUAGGCCUUCACUCACUGGAAAGUUUGCUGGCAAUCCUUGGUAUUAUGGCAAAGUCACCAGGCACCAGGCAGAAAUGGCAUUAAAUGAAAGGGGGCAUGAAGGAGAUUUCCUCAUUCGUGAUAGUGAAUCUUCGCCAAAUGAUUUCUCAGUGUCACUAAAAGCACAAGGGAAAAACAAGCAUUUUAAAGUCCAGCUGAAAGAGACUGUGUACUGCAUUGGGCAGCGGAAAUUCAGCACCAUGGAGGAACUUGUAGAACAUUACAAAAAGGCACCAAUCUUUACAAGUGAACAAGGAGAAAAACUGUAUCUCGUCAAACAUUUGUCUUGAUACUCAUCAGCAAUGACUGCUACACAGCUUUAACUCGUCAUGUUAACUGAAGACUGAGUGCGUGUUGGGCCAAUUGUGUUUGCUUGGAAAGUGCUGUUUCUAACUGUAUGAGAACUGACUGUAAUACAUGAGUAUUUUUGUUAUAACUCAACCCAUACACAUAUAUCUACAUAUGCAGUGCAUCUCUAUAGAAGAGCUCUUUAUUCUUGGUCUUCUGUCUUACUGUCUUCUGCUAUUUUUCUCUUUCCUUCCAACAAUUAAGGUUUUGUAUUCUGAAAAAGAAUAAUUGGUUCAAAAAUCUUUAUAUGGAAGAAUUCUUUUGUUGAUGUUUAUUUCCUUGUAAAGACAUUCUGUUCUCCCAUAGUUCCUCUUCACAUAAAAUUAUAUCUAUAUGACAUAUGCUAAAGUACAUUUCUUGUAAAGUGUUAAUCUUUUCUGUGACUAAAUAGCAAUAAUAAACAGAAAACCAGAAAUUAUUUUCAGAUAUUGUAUCUGUCACAAGCCAUUGUAAAUAUAAAGUAUGUUGUUUGUGCCUUCAUUUUAAAAUCCAUUCAUUAUAUUCAAAAGGCCCUGGAUAUAGGUUAGAAAACGUAAUUUAAACAAAAAUGUUAAGAAUUUAGUAAGUGUCUUUUUGCCUCACUUGGUUGUUCAAAGGAACAAAGCAAUCCCUGAUAGAUGUUGAAAUGAAAUGGAUGUUUCUAGUGUUCCUUGACCAAAGUAUGUUGUAUUAAAUGAUGCCAUAUUUACACCACUGUGAAGUAAGUCAUAGCCAAGUUUGGGGAAAAUAGUAGACAAUGAGAUGUGAAAAUGUUUUUUUUUUCUCUAAAUAUCAAUAAUUCUACAUGGCAUAAUUUAAAGUUUUCUCCUUUCAGCAUCCUAACCUCUCAAUAUUUAAUCAGAUUUACUGAAAAAUCAUUUUUUGACACAGUUGCAUAUUGAACCCGGGUUUCACAAAUGAUAAACAGGUGCUGUGCUGCUGUAUAAUACCCCUAGCCCCUUCUUAUCUUCUAGUUUCUUUAACUGGGACACUGAAAUGAUGUGCUGUGGGGAAAUGUGCUAUAAUUUAUAGUUAGGUAAACUGUAUUAUUUAAAAUUUUUAUUUUCCAUCUAGUACUUUGUGUGUGUGAAUGAGAGACCAAAGUAUUGAAUCUUCUGUUGGUCACACUUUUCCUCCUCAUCCUGUGAAUUUAAAUUUAAGCAAAGUAACAAAAGCCCCUAAUGCCACGGAAGCACAAGAACAUUGCUGUUCUUUGCUGUUUUAAGCACCAAUGUACCAAAAUUAUAGCUGGUAAAAAUUAAAGUUGUGUCAUUUCACUUUUUUCUUCAUUGUAGUAGUUAAAAAUUAAAUCUUAAAAUCACUUGAAGGCUGAUGUUGCCACUGGGUGGCAGCCCUGGCCUCUCCCACUAACUAGAAGUCAACAAAUAUAAUGUAUGAUGUAUGAAUUUCCAUCUUUAUAACACUUGCUUUCAAAGCUUUUUAAUUUACAUUUGUCUUUGAGUGCUCUUUUGUUUAAGGUAAAUGGUAGUAGAUUAGUAUAAAUAAAUGUUAUAUAUGUUUACCUGCAGGGCUGUAAAAUGCUAUGAAUACUAAGAAAAACAGUUUAAAAGUGGUGUUUGCAUUUGAUGACACUUUAUUUUUGCUUUCUCUUUGUGUGUCCCCCUCUCUCCUAUGAAACAAAAUGGACCUUUAUAGAAAGGAGAAAUUAAGCUAUCAUGGACAUAGCUGUUUCUGGAAACCCUCUAUUCCAUAGCUGAUAUUUUGUGAAGGCAUCACUGGAGUAGUACUGAAGUGGAAUGCACGCAUCCUUCUGUAGCUCGAAUUUUUAGAAAAUGGAGGUGCCCCAGUAAUAUCUCCUGUGCAUUCUAACUGUGGAACAAAACCUAACUUCAACAUUUGGUCAAUUUUUAAAAACGUCUUAAGCCAUCUCUUCAACCAAUAGUUAUUUAUAUUGUAAGCAUGAGUUUUACUUGAAGCAAUUUCCUUAGAACAACCUUAGAAAAUAGCUACAUAGCUAGGUAGUGACAGACUUGUAUUAGAAACAGCUCCAACCUAUUGUUGUCUGUGUUUUGACACACUGCUCUUUGUGUUUGGGUCCUGGGGAAAGCAUGUGUAGAGAAGUUUUCAUCUGUAUAUGAAAAGCUGAUUAGUUCCCCCAAUUUAAAUACAUGUCGUACCUAUAAUCCUGCCUGACUUGUGUCUACAAAAACUCCUCUGAAGUCUUGGAAGGAGUGCUUUGUUUUCAUUUGUUCUUAAACAGUUUUAUGUGUGUGUGAAAGCUUAGUGUCAAAAAAAGCUAUAAAUGUUGUUUCCUUGGUCAUAAA
Onychomys torridus (southern grasshopper mouse) is the source of this 3711-nucleotide messenger RNA. It is a transcript of the gene Nck1, whose product is annotated as NCK adaptor protein 1. NCBI's taxonomy places the organism in Eukaryota, Metazoa, Chordata, Mammalia, Rodentia, Cricetidae. The coding region runs from base 256 to 1389 and encodes 377 amino acids. Gene Ontology annotation, biological process: positive regulation of endoplasmic reticulum stress-induced intrinsic apoptotic signaling pathway; negative regulation of PERK-mediated unfolded protein response; negative regulation of endoplasmic reticulum stress-induced eIF2 alpha phosphorylation. The record is from RefSeq and is a predicted model, not a curated record. The transcript has 4 exons. Gene Ontology annotation, molecular function: ephrin receptor binding.